UGUUUAUGCCUAUUUUAAGCAUAUAUUUAUUGUUUCAUGCAAAGUGCAGACCGUUUCUCUAUUUGACAAGAUUCAAGAAGUGCAUUGCAUCUGUGCAAAUGAGGUUAGGGGUUGGAACAAAUGAGCAGCAGAUGCCUUCAGCUGUUGGAAAAAUGCAAGAACAUAAAGCAAUUAAAGCAGGCUCAUGCAUUGGUGAUGACAAGUGGGCUUGGGAGCAAUGGUUUUGCUCUCAGCAGGAUCUUGGCAUUCUGCUCAGACCCUUUUCAUGGCGGCCUCUCUUAUGGCUACAAAAUCUUUCGAAACAUUGAGAACCCCACAAUUUGCAUUUGUAACACGAUGAUCAAGGCUUUUCUGCUCAAAGAUGAAAACUUUAGAGGCAUGGAGGUAUACAAGUUGAUGUUGAGGUAUGGGAUGUGCCCUGAUAAUUACACUCUUCCUUACGUCUUGAAAGCUUGUGCAAACAUGAAAAGUUUGGAUCUUGGAGGUUCGGUUCAUGGGCAUGGUUUGAAGUUGGGUUUUGUGUCUGAUAAUUUUGUGGGCAACUCUUUGAUUGUUAUGUACUCUGCUGUUGGUGAAAUGGGAGCAGCAAGAUGUGUUUUUGAAGAGAUUUCUUGCCGUUGUGUUGUCUCUUGGACAGUUUUGGUUUCUGGGUAUGCUAAGAAAGGGGAAGUUUGUUCAGCAAGAUUGGUUUUUGAUGAAGCCCCAGUUAAGGAUAGGGGGAUUUGGGGUGCUAUGAUCUCAGGGUAUGUGCAAAACAAUUGUUUUAAAGAAGGGUUGAGAUUGUUUAGGUUGAUGCAGUUGAGUGGUAUUAAGCCUGAUGAGGCAAGUUUUGUUAGCGUACUUUGUGCUUGUGCUCAUUUGGGCUCUCUUGAAAUUGGGAAAUGGAUUCAUAGAUAUGUGGAGAAGCACAAAAUGCCAGUUACUGUUAAAUUGGGCACUGCCCUGAUUGACAUGUACUCAAAAUGUGGGUGCUUGGAUUUGGCUGAGAAGGUGUUUGAUAAAAUGCCUCACAGGGAUGUCAUUUGCUGGAACACGAUGAUUUCAGGAUAUGCUAUGAAUGGUAAUGGAGAAAUGGCCCUUAGAUUGUUCGAUGAGAUGCAAAAGUCCAGGGUACGGCCGGAUAACGUGACGCUUAUAUCUUUGCUCACUGCUUGUAGCUACUCAGACAUGGCACACGAAGGCCUACAUUUGUUGUAUAUUAUGUGUAAUGUGUACCAUAUUGAGCCCAAAAGCGAGCAUUAUGGAUGUAUAGUCGAUUUGCUCACCCGGGCGAGGCUCAUUGAAGAAGCUAAUGCCAUAAUUCAAAAGAUGCCCAUCUCCGGUUCUUCCUCUGAAGAAGCUAUAGCUUGGAGGGCACUACUUAGUGCUGCUUGUAGUCAUGGUCAAGUCAAUAUGGUGGAGGCGGCUGCGGAGAGGGUCAUGGCAUUAGAACGCCAUAGUGGAGCUUAUGUUUUGCUAGCUAAUGCAUAUACAGCUGCAGGAAGACACAGUGAAGCACGGAGGAUUAGGAAUGUGAUGAAAAACCGAGGUGUGGAAAAGACACCCGGUUGUAGCUCUAUAGAGAUUAACGGUAUAGUCCACGAGUUUAUUGCUGGGGAGAAGAUGCACUUUGAAAUAGAUGAAAUACAACAACUUCUGGAGGUCAUUAAGAAGCAGUUAGAUACUCCACAGUGCAGCUUAAGCUUUGACGUAAUUUUGUAGGUAUGGGGCUUUUCUUUCUUUAUAUCAAAUAUUGCUUGUAUUGAACCCCUGCUGUUAGAUCAAAUACGAGGAGUAUAGUGAGCAAAAUGUUGGUCCAUUCCUACAUUAAAACAAGAAAUCGUACUGGUCAAUCUCCAAACUUCGACACUGUUAAUCAUCUCAGAAAGAAAUACUAACAUAGUCCAUGAACUCCGGUCGGGGAUGAAUUAUGCUCCCGUAUUAGCAAUGGUUCAUCCGCAUAUUAGCAUCAUUAACGAGCAAUUUGACAAUAAAUAAAGGAGAGUAAUAAUACCAAAUAUUACUGCAAGAUGACAUAAUAUAUACAGAGUGCUGGCAACUUAGAAGCCCAAGCUUCAAUGAUGUUUUAAUUGGGAGCUACACGUUACAUGAAUCUUUUGGCAUCAAUUGUUCUGAAUACUAACUGAUUCAUAUGACCACAAAAUAAUAACUAACAAAAAUCAAUACUCAGCGAGGAAAAAUGAUUCAUUCGACUAAACUACAAAGUCUGAAUCCGAGAGUUCCAGGACUUUGUGUUCACCAAUAGGUUUCACGCCUGGGCGGAAUGAAUUUCCUUCAAUGUAC
Sesamum indicum (sesame) is the source of this 2283-nucleotide messenger RNA. NCBI's taxonomy places the organism in Eukaryota, Viridiplantae, Streptophyta, Magnoliopsida, Lamiales, Pedaliaceae. The record is from RefSeq and is a predicted model, not a curated record.